GUUAGAGUCCUCAAAGCGGUCGUGGACCGCGGUCGCGUGACGGUGGCUGCCUGGCCCCCGGUCUCUUCGUGAGACACGGCUGUGGCAGACCUUCUGACCAGGCUCCUCCAUAAAUCCAGGCCUGAGAUCCUGUCUUUGCAUAGACGUGUGAUGCCCUAGGCAGGCGUGACCGCCGGCGCCCCCUGUUGGAGACAAAGAAACAUUGGCUCACUGGGUCAGGGCCCCCCUGAGAAGACGGCGCUCUAGGCAGCCGCCUAUGUCUCCUAGUGCGUUUACCUGCACCUGACAUUCUGCAGUCGCGCAUUUUCAGAAGCUGGUGGUUCCCUAGCAGGACAUGGGAAACUGGACAAUGUACUGGGAAGAGUGGGGAGGAUGCUGGGAUGGAGCUGAAGUGCCAGGAAUGAGCCGCAAGCAGCUCUGUGGACUGUUUGUGCUCUCAGAGUCAGCUCCCUCCCCCCCCCAGCUUGGCAGCUUGACGCAGCUCCGAACCUGCUGCCAAUUCCAUCACCAUCCAGAAGGGAGCGGCGGAGGAUGGUGUGCAGGGCAGAGGAACCGAAGUGACUGUUCCUACAUCCUGAGCCCAGGGGUUCCACUAGAGAUUCUGGGCCCCAUGAAGGCAUAUCAAACUGGGCCCCCACCCCAGAACAAUCCAAUUAUGUUCCAGAUUUUUUAUGGCCAUCAAGAUGUCCUAGGGCUGGGCAGUGCAGGGGUCAAAGGGCAACUGAAUUUCGCGAUGGGCAGCUCCUUGUUUCCCGAUCGUAAAGAACGAGGAGAACCAGGAACGGUGACCUUCAGUGGAUGGCAGGAAGCCAUUCCCACUCGUCCUGGGAGGGUGGGGGGUGAACUGGGUAAGCUGGUCCACUGGGAAUCUCCAGUCCUCCCAGUUAGCCCCUUGGAUGUCACCUGGAAACGGAGCAGCCGGGCGGCUUCAGCGAUGGCCUCUGUUAGCAGCCACUCUGCGUCUGAGGAUCGUGCUUCAGGAAAUGGGAACUGGGACAGAGCUGCCUACACUACGGCGCAUUUCACGUCCCAGGCAUCGCUCUUCGGCGACAACAACGCGGGCCUUCUGAGGCGGCGAUGUCGGCGUUUUGACUUCCCACCGAGGACGACGACCUGCUCCUUUCACAUCUGGCUUUGUAGGACCUGGUCAAAUUGA
Molecule: messenger RNA, 1156 nt
Organism: Paramormyrops kingsleyae
Lineage: Eukaryota; Metazoa; Chordata; Actinopteri; Osteoglossiformes; Mormyridae
Source: RefSeq, a predicted model, not a curated record